Calypte anna (Anna's hummingbird) is the source of this 1562-nucleotide messenger RNA. RefSeq names its product prostaglandin D2 receptor (gene PTGDR). The transcript has 2 exons. Gene Ontology annotation, cellular component: plasma membrane. Gene Ontology annotation, biological process: inflammatory response; positive regulation of cytosolic calcium ion concentration; G protein-coupled receptor signaling pathway. The record is from RefSeq and is a predicted model, not a curated record. Lineage: Eukaryota; Metazoa; Chordata; Aves; Apodiformes; Trochilidae. Gene Ontology annotation, molecular function: prostaglandin D receptor activity. The coding region runs from base 122 to 1204 and encodes 360 amino acids.
CGGGGCCACCCGCCCCUCGGGGCCAGUCGCCGCCGGCAGCCGCGGCGUAGCCCGCUUGGGUGCAAGGACAUUUCCCCCUCCCUAAUCCCAUCCCAUCCCAUCCCGCGGCAGGCUGAUCCCGAUGGAUUCGGAAGGUUACCGGUGCCGUACCAGUCGGUACAUCCAAAGCGGGCAAUCUGCCGUGCCCAGCUCCCUGUUAUUCGCCGCCGGGCUACUUGGCAACGUGUUGGCAUUACUGCUGCUGGGUCAACACCGACGGCGAGCCCGCUCCUCCGCCGGUCGCCCCCCGAGGGUCUCCGCUUUCUACGUGCUGGUGAGCGGGCUGGCGGUCACCGACCUCUUGGGCAAGUGUCUUCUCAGCCCCAUCGUCCUGGCCGCCUAUGCCUACAACCGCAGCCUCAGCGAGCUGGGGUCCAGCGGGCUCGUCGAAGGCGAGCCGGGUGUCCUCUGCCAGCUCUUCGCCUUCCUCAUGGCUUUUUUCGGCUUGGCCCCCACCUUGCUGCUGCUAGCCAUGGCCUUGGAAUGUUGGCUUUCUUUGGGACAUCCUUAUUUUUACCGGCGGCAUCUCACCCGCCGCUUGGGUACCGCCUUGGGCCCGGCGGCCGGGGGGCUCUGCGCCCUUUUUUGCGCUCUGCCGCUGCUGGGUUUCGGGGUGCCCAUGCAGUACUGCCCCGGUACCUGGUGCUUCAUCCGGAUGGCGGGGGGUGGCCCUCGCCAACUCGGCUUCCCCGUGCUUUACGCCAGCUUGAUGGGCCUCUUGGUUUUGGCUAUCGGCGCCUGCAACGUGAGCAGCAUGAGGCACCUUUACGGCAUGGCUCGGCGGCAGCCCCCCCGCGGCACCCCCCACACUGCUGCCCCACGCAUGGAGGAGCUCGAUCACCUCGUCCUGCUGGGACUCAUGACCGUCCUCUUCACCAUCUGCUCCCUGCCCCUCAUCAUCCGGGCUUACAUGGGGGCUUUUGCCCACGACUUCAACGAGGACGCAGACCUCAGCGCCCUGCGGUUCCUCUCUGUCAACUCCAUCGUGGACCCCUGGGUCUUCAUCAUCUUCCGCACCUCCGUCUUCCGCACCUUCCUCCGGAGGCUCUGCCGGAGGCUCCUUUCCUGCAAAGCCACCCUCAAAGGACCCAACCCGGGAGGGGACACCCAGUUCUGUCCCCCUGGCUGGAGUAGGACAGACACCCCUCAGCUCGGCUUCUCCUGAGCCUCUGGCAGAACUUGGUGGCUGCUGGUGAGGAGUGGGAACUUUCAGCCCCUUGGUCCGGCUCUGGAGCAUCCCAGGGGACAUCUUGGGGCUGUCACAGGCAGGGACAGUGUCCUGCUCACUGUGAGAAGUGGUUUUGUCCCCUCACCCUGUCUGAAUUUCACCCCGGAGAGAAGCCAGGGUUGGGGAUGACUCCCUGGAUACCUGUGAAUAUUCCUGAGCCUUUUGUGGAGGGGUUGGGAGUGCUGAGCUCCAGGAGAGCAGGAAGGUUUUGAGGUGUGGCUUCAGGGCAAAGUAGGGGACGUAGGGAGGAGAGGGAGGGGUUUGUCCCCCUGGAAUAAAAGUGGUUCAGAGCUCU